Molecule: messenger RNA, 762 nt
Organism: Metarhizium album ARSEF 1941
Lineage: Eukaryota; Fungi; Ascomycota; Sordariomycetes; Hypocreales; Clavicipitaceae
Product: TATA binding protein
Exons: 4
Coding region: 1-762 (253 amino acids)
Biological process (GO): DNA-templated transcription initiation
Molecular function (GO): RNA polymerase II general transcription initiation factor activity; DNA binding
Source: RefSeq, a predicted model, not a curated record
AUGGAAGGCAUCCAGACACAUCCGUCCAACGCCGCACAGGCAAAGGCGUUUACUGCUCCCGGCUCGUUGUCGUUUCCGGGAGCUACGAAUGAGUUGACACCGCCGGCGAGUAGUGGCGAUGCCAUGCAGCGGCCAGGGGCAAAUGGCCAAAACGCAGCUAACGGAAAUGGGGUGACUCCCGCGACUCCUGCCGCGACGCCUUCUGCCACGCAAGGUCCCAGUGGCAUAACUCCUACUUUGCAGAACAUCGUGGCCACGGUCAAUCUUGAUUGCCGUCUGGACCUCAAGACGAUAGCCCUGCACGCCCGAAAUGCGGAGUAUAACCCAAAGCGUUUCGCCGCCGUCAUCAUGCGUAUUCGUGAGCCCAAGACUACGGCUCUGAUUUUCGCCAGUGGAAAGAUGGUGGUUACUGGUGCCAAGUCUGAGGACGACUCCAAGCUGGCAUCUCGAAAGUACGCCCGCAUCAUCCAGAAGCUUGGCUUCAACGCCAAGUUCACGGAUUUCAAGAUUCAAAACAUUGUCGGUUCUUGCGACAUCAAGUUUCCCAUUCGUCUGGAGGGUCUGGCUUCGCGCCAUCACAAUUUCAGCUCUUAUGAACCUGAACUGUUUCCCGGUCUCAUUUACCGCAUGAUCAAGCCGAAGAUUGUUCUUCUCAUCUUCGUCAGUGGCAAGAUCGUUUUAACGGGCGCCAAGGUCAGAGAGGAGAUCUACCAGGCUUUCGAGAUGAUUUACCCUGUGUUGCAAGACUUCCGAAAAGUCUAG